AUGUCCUCUAGUAAGAGCUCCGAUAACCCCAACGGGACAUUGAGGGACGCCCAGACACAACCAAUUGCACUUAUUGGUUAUGCUUGCCGACUGGCUGGUCAAGUCUCAUCACCCGGCGACUUAUGGGAAUUAUGUACUCGGGGUCGGAGUGGUUGGAAGCCCAUCCCUGAGUCCCGGUUCUCUCCAGGGGCCUAUCAUCAUCCCGAUCCUUCCAAGCCGGGAACCUUUAACCCGGCAGGAGGUUACUUUCUAGACGAUGAGACCCUGUCUCAAUUUGAUGCACCAUUCUUCAAUGUUACCGUCCAAGAGGCCGUGGCCAUGGAUCCACAACAGCGGCUUCUUUUGGAGUGCUCCUACGAGGCUUUGGAGAGUGCUGGAAUUCCCAAAGAAUCUCUCGCAGGACGCAAGGUUGGUGUCUUUGUCGGUGGCAACUUUGCCGACUAUGAGCUUCGCAACCUACGAGAUAUCGAAACAUGUCCUCCCUUCCAGGCCACGGGUAACGCUUCUUCUAUUCAAUCCAACCGAAUUUCCUACUUCUUUGAUCUGCAAGGACCAAGCAUCACCAUCGACACGGCCUGCUCCUCAUCCCUGGUCGCAUUGCACUAUGCGGUUCAAAGUCUUCGCAGUGGCGAGUCUGAAGAGGCGCUGGUCGCUGGAUGCAGAUUGAAUCUCCUUCCUGAUUAUUUCGUUUCCAUGUCCAUGUCACAGUUGUUCAAUGAUGACGGAAAAACGUACUCGUUUGACGAACGUGCUAAAUCUGGCUUUGCACGUGGCGAGGGUGCGGGCGUGGUGCUUCUCAAGCCACUUGACGCUGCCCUGCGUGAUAAAGAUCCCAUUCGGGCCAUAAUUGCUAAUACCGGUGUCAACCAAGAUGGACGGACCAAGGGUAUCACCAUGCCCAAUGGGAAGGCCCAAGAGGAUCUCAUCCGUCAGGUAUACCGGGAUGGCCACUUGAAUCCAAAUGAGUGUGGCUUUGCAGAAAUGCACGGCACAGGAACCAAGGCGGGGGAUCCUAUUGAGGCAAAGGCCGUCCAUCGCGCUCUUGGUCAGAACCGCAAUGCGAGGAAUCCACUCUACAUUGGGUCGGCCAAGUCCAAUGUCGGUCAUCUCGAAGGUGCCAGUGGCAUGGUCUCACUUAUCAAAGCGGCCAUGAUGCUGGAUAGAGGGUUGUUGCUGCCAAAUGCCGACUUUAGAAAGCCCAACCCAAAUAUCCCGAUGAGCGAGUGGAAUAUGAAGGUCGUCACGUCAACUCGACCCUGGCCUCGCGGCAAGAAAUACAUCAGUGUUUCAAACUACGGCUUUGGAGGAACCAACGCUCAUGCGGUUCUCGAAAAGCCCCCGCCCCCGCCCGAGGCACAGGAGGACCCGGAUGAUGAUCUCGAGCCUGCGCACAAGUUGUUUUUGAUCUCGGCCAACGACAAGGAGUCGCUGAAGGCACGAAUCAGAGACUUCGGGGUCUACUUUGAGCAGCGCCCAGAGGUGUUUGAAAGAUCACUAUUCGGCAAUUUCGCCCAUACUCUGGGCAGCAAGUUAUCUCAUCUCGCAUACCGAGUUGCUCUCUCCGCCACAUCACUGGACGAGCUUGGUAUCCGCCUGGCCCAGUUGAAAGCCAACCCAACUCGAGUGCUGGGAAUGCCAACAAUUUCGUUUGUCUUUACUGGACAGGGCGCCCAAUGGGCCCAGAUGGGUAUGCCUCUGAUGAAGGAAUACGCCGUUUUCGCUGAAGCGAUGGAGCGGGCUGAUAAGUUCUUGCGACACCUUGGAGCGGACUUUUCACUCAUUGAAGUGCUCGAGAGAGAUUCCACCCACUCAGAGAUCAAUUCACCGCAUCUCAGUCAGCCCGCCUGUACGGCGCUCCAGAUUGCUCUGACAGAUCUUCUUCGGUCUUGGGGCGUCAAGCCUUCUUCAGUUGUGGGCCACAGCUCUGGCGAGAUUGGUGCUGCUUAUGCCGCCGGAAUCUAUGACCUAGAAGCCGCCAUGGCACUGUCGUACCGCCGUGGUCAAAUGACCCAGCUACUUAAAGGAUCAUUCCCCUUGCUCCAGGGUACAAUGAUAGCUGUUGGUGCCAGCCCUGAGAUUAUCAAGCCAAUGCUCAAGACUCUGAAGGGAUACGCAACUAUUGCUUGUGUCAACAGCCCUUCCAGCGUGACUGUCUCUGGAGACGUACACGCCAUCGAUGAGUUGGAGGGUGUUCUGCAGGCCAAGCACCUCUUCAAUCGAAAGCUGAACAUUGAUGUCGCAUACCACUCUGACCAUAUGAAGAACGUUGCCAAGGCAUACCUUUCUUCAAUUGAGUCCAUCAAGCCUUCCAGCACGGCGAUCGCUACCUUCUUCUCUUCCGUAACUGGUCAAAUUGCGGAACCAUCCGCGUUGGGUGCGGCCUACUGGGUGCAGAACUUGACGUCUACAGUCCUGUUCGCCAAUGCUCUCACAAAGAUGUGUGCUGACGAAGAGACCCGCCCCAACUUGCUGAUUGAGGUUGGCCCGCAUUCGGCCCUGAAGGGUCCAAUCCUGGACACGAUAAAGGCUAUCGGCUCAAUCACUGCGAAGAUUGGCUACACACCCACGGUGGUUCGCAAUGCGGACCCCGUACAGUCUGUUCUAGAUGCUGCUGGUGCUGCCUUUGUCCGCGGAGCAACUCUGGACAUAACCAAGGUGAACUUUCCCAUUAGUGGGGGAGCCUCGCGAACUUUCCUGCGAGACUUACCUCGAUACCCAUGGCAGCACAGUACCAAGUACUGGCACGAGUCUCGUAUCGCGCAGAAGCACUGCCAACGUGAUGGUAUGCGGAAUGAUCUCCUAGGAACGCAGGCGUUCUACUCGAAUGACUUGGAGCCCACAUGGAGAAACAUCGUCCGUCUUGAUGACAUACCUUGGCUUCGGGAACACAAGAUGCAGGGUAUGGCCGUGUACCCCAUGGCAGGCUAUCUAUCCAUGGCGGUAGAGGGUGCCAAACGGCGCGCAGAGAGCCGUGAUGCAAUGUUCCCUCAUUUCGACUUCCGUGAGGUGAAAGUCGGCUCAGCUCUUGUCUUGAGCGAGGAUUCAGAUGCGGAGACCACCAUCACUCUCCGUCCAUUCGCAGAGGGAACGCGAGGAAACUCCGAUGUAUGGGACGAAUUCCGCAUCUGCUCCUGGUCCAUCAAGCGAGGCUGGACAGAGCACUGCACAGGACUGAUUCGAACUCGCAUGAACAAGAAACAACAGAGCGCCGUAUCCAACGUCUCUGAAACAGAGGUAAACUACUUUCAGAAUCAAAUUACCUCCGUGUACACCGCAACAACGUACAGCAUUGACACCAGCAAUAUGUAUCAGGUCCUGGCCGAGGUAGGAGCUGGGUAUGGUCUGGCUUUCCAGGGGUUGGAGAAUUGUUUCUCUAGUCCUAGUCAUUCGCGCGCCGAUCUCUAUGUCCGAGACACGAAAUCUAUGAUGCCCAAGAAAUUUGAAGCGCCUUUGGUUAUCCAUCCGACCUUCCUGGAUGGCUUGUUGCACCUCGUCUGGCCAAUUCUUGGUAAAGGAAAGAUGGAGCUGGAGACGCUUUACAUGCCGACUAUGAUCAAGAAUUUGUCUAUCACCAACAAUAUCCCCACGAACCCUGGUGCACAUGUCAAGGCCUGGUGCAAUGGAGGACCUAUCCAGAUGACACCUGAACCAACCAAGUUUGACCUUUGGGUUACUUCGGAGAACUCGACGGAAAUUUUGAUUUCUAUGGAGGGUUUGGUUAUGACACCGCUCAAAGAUGCCGGCGCGGUCCGUGGUUCUGAUGCCCGCGACCUUUGCUUCAAGCUGGAAUGGUUCCCACUUUCUCAACUUGAGAAUGUUGCCGACGGUGACACUAAGAAGACCGAUAGCCAUGCCAUUCCUAAUGGGCAUGCCCAUAUCAAUGGGGGCGUGAACGGACGUGUCACUCCAGAUGACAAACCGCAUCUUAAUGGCAACGGUAUUCUCCACCAGAGCGACAUCUUGAUUACGCAUUUCGGCAAGCCGGACGGCGUCGCACAAAAACUAAGCAGCGCGAUCUCUAAAGCUACGAGUAGCUGGCUGCCAUCCGUCUCCACAUUUGACCAAUUCGACUGCGCCAAUAAGCACGUUAUCGUGCUUCAGACCGGAAACAAGACUCUUCGCAAUCUUACGUCGAAGGACUUUGAAAGCAUCAAGAAGACUCUACUCACUGCUUCCCAUGUACUCUGGGUCUACCGCGAAGAAAGCCCCGAUGCUCACAUGAUUGUCGGUUUGACUCGCAGUCUACGCUCAGAGGCUUUGUCCAAAGUUGCAACUCUCGGCAUCAACAUAGCAGAGCUGGACAAGUUAGAGCUCAUUCUUGCUACCAUGGAAGCAUUGUGGCCAACCAAUGGUGCGCAGCCGAGCAAGGACUUCGAAUUCAAGGCCAAGGGUGCUGAGCUUCUGGUUCCACGCAUUUUAGAGGAUAGUGCCGCCAACGCAUUUGUUCACAAUGAGACUCAUGAAAAAAUCAUCACGACCCAGCCAUUAAUACAAUCAAAUCGCCGAUUCAAUCUCCAGGUUGCAAGCCCUGGAUCCUUGGACACCAUGUACUUCACAGACGACAUCCCUGAGCCACUGGCCGACGAUGACAUUGAGAUUGAAGUAAAGGCCACUGGAUUGAACUUCAAAGAUAUAGUCGUGACAAUGGGUCAGCUGGCACAACCUUACAUUGGAAUCGAAUGCAGUGGUAUCGUGACGUCGGUCGGCAAGAAGGUCCAACAUCUACAGGUCGGUCAACGAGUCAUGGCCCUACCUCUGGGCGCAUACUCUACAUACGCGCGAUGCAAAGCCACCAGCGCUGCACCCGUUCCUAACUUCAUGUCAUUUGAGGUAGCCGCUACCGUUCCGGUCGUCUUCUGCACUGCCUACUACGCACUUUUCAACCUCAGUGAUCUACAGGCCGAUGAGAGAAUUCUCAUUCAUGCCGGCGCAGGUGGUGUCGGACAAGCGGCGAUCCAGCUGGCACAGAUGAUUGGAGCCGAGAUCUUCGUGACAGUUGGCAGUGUGGAGAAGAAGCAGUUCCUUAUCGCGCAGUACAAUAUUCCUGAGGACCAUGUAUUCUACAGUCGGGAUGUGUCUUUUGGUCAGGGAAUCCGCCGAGCCACGAAUAACCAGGGCGUGGACGUGGUAAUCAACUCGCUGGCGGGUGAUCUUCUGCGUGAGACUUGGGAGACUCUUGCGCCAUUUGGUCGCUUCGUUGAGAUUGGCAAAGCGGACAUCAUGAAGAACACUCGACUUGACAUGUUGCCGUUUGAGCACAAUGUUACUUUCUCAUCGGUCGAUCUUACAAAGGUUGCAUCGCACAAGCCGGUCUUGAUGAAGAACCUAUUGGACCAGGUUUCUCAGAUGCUGAGCCAGGGCUCACUCAAUCCCAUUCUGCCACUCACAGUUUACAACAUUUCCGAGCUUGAGACCGCAUUCCGGACACUCCAGACCGGAAAAGCAAUGGGUAAGAUCGUGGUUGUUCCUCACACAGAGGACCAAGUCCGGGCCGUCGCAUCCAAGACCAGCUCCUCUUUACUCAAAGCUGAUGCAUCCUAUAUCCUGAUCGGCGGAACAGGUGGUCUCGGCCGAAGCAUGGCAAAAUGGAUGUCCUCCAAAGGAGCUCGAAACAUCGUCCUCGUAUCCCGACGAGCAUCCAUCAACGAUAAAGUUCGUGCUCUGAUCGAUGAACUAGCCAUCGACGGAACCCUAGUCACAGUCAAAGCCUGCGACGUAAUCGAUAGACAAUCCGUCUCCACCCUCAUAACCAAAGACAUGAAAGAUCUCCCCCCAGUCCGCGGAGUCGUCCACGGAGCAAUGGUCCUUCGCGACAUGCUCUUCGAAAAUAUGACCCUAGACGACUUCAAAUCAGUCGCAGCAAGCAAAGUUGAAGGGGCCUGGAACUUCCACACCAUCCUCUCAGAAACCCCACUAGACUUCUUCAUCGCGCUUUCCUCCGUCGCCGGCGUAAUCGGAAACAGAGGUCAAGCAGCCUACGCCGCCGCGAACGUCUUCCUAGACGAAUUCAUGUCCUACAGACGCAGCGCUGGCCUCCCAGGAACAGCAAUCGACCUAACAGCAGUCAGCGACACAGGAUACCUCGCCGACGUUGACGCAAAGCGUCUCCAAGAAGUCUUGAAAAACAUAGGCAGCGACACAAUAGACGAAAGCGAGGUCCUAGCGCUACUUGGCGCAGCUAUCACAGGCGACCUAGCACAAUCCUGUAAUGGUCAAAGUAUCACGGGCCUAAGUCUUAGCAAGACGGUCGAGCAUUUCUGGGCACAGGAUGCUAAGUUAAGCGGACUUUAUGACUCUGCCAAAGCGAAACCUGGGAGUGAAGGGGGUCCGUCUGGGCCUUCUGUGCCGUUGAAUGUGCAGCUUUCUAGUGCGGAUAAUAGGGAGGGUGCGUUGCAGAUUGCUUAUGCUGCACUGGCGGCGAAGUUGUCGCAGAUAUUGCAGAUUUCGUUGGAGGAUAUGGAUCCUUCUGUCACUGUUGCGUCGUUGGGACUUGAUUCACUUGUUGCGAUUGAAAUUCGGAAUUGGAUUGCUAGGGAGGCGAAUGCUAAUGUGCAGGUUUUGGAGUUGUUGUCUAGUGGGUCGUUGUUGGCUUUGGCGGAGAUUAUUUUGAAUAAGUCGCGGCCCUAG
Messenger RNA from Penicillium odoratum, 6627 nucleotides. RefSeq names its product type I polyketide synthase. The transcript has 5 exons. Lineage: Eukaryota; Fungi; Ascomycota; Eurotiomycetes; Eurotiales; Aspergillaceae. Bases 1 to 6627 code for a protein of 2208 amino acids. The record is from RefSeq and is a predicted model, not a curated record. Gene Ontology annotation, biological process: fatty acid biosynthetic process; secondary metabolite biosynthetic process. Gene Ontology annotation, molecular function: 3-oxoacyl-[acyl-carrier-protein] synthase activity; fatty acid synthase activity; phosphopantetheine binding.